Molecule: messenger RNA, 678 nt
Organism: Penicillium brevicompactum
Lineage: Eukaryota; Fungi; Ascomycota; Eurotiomycetes; Eurotiales; Aspergillaceae
Exons: 1
Coding region: 1-678 (225 amino acids)
Source: RefSeq, a predicted model, not a curated record
AUGUCUUCACCAACGUCCAGUCGCACUGGGUCAGCAGCCUCUGCGCCACCCGAUUACAAUGUUCCCGCGCGGGUGUUCCAAAUCACCAAGCGGCUCAUGGAGCGGCACUACGAUAUAAACGCAUCAGAUGGUACCACUCUAUUCUAUGGUGAUAUCUCACUCUUCACUCCAAGCAAGCCCGAUCUCACACUCCAUGCGGGCGGUAGCACCCGAGGACCGGUGGUGGCGGUGUCCAAUUUCUUGAAGCUUUCCGGGAACUACAAGCUUGGAGUCGGAAAUCCCGACGACAUGAGCAACGUCCAGUGGGAGGACAUGACCAAAGAGCUUCUCCACAAACCAAAGUACCGCCUGGAGACGACAAUUCCGAGUGACUCUGAUCAAGUUCACGGGGAGAGGCGGACGCUGCUGUGGAAACGCACCCGCAGCAUUGGGGUGGAAGGCGAAACACCAUCUCGAUUGACCAUUCGGAAUUAUAAACUAGUGGAUGAACGCAAUGGGCAGGUUCUGGCCGUCUUUUCAGGCGGCAAAAGACCCGGGCGAGGAGGGAAGAUCGAGAUCAGAGUGGAAUACGGGCAAGACUUUGAUCAUAUGGUUUUGAUAUCUUGUUUGAGUCUGUAUGAGAAAGCGAGGCGGCGCAGCCAUAGAGGGGCGGCAGGCGGAGGUGGAGGUGGUGGCUGA